This is a messenger RNA of Exophiala mesophila, 2525 nucleotides long. RefSeq lists its product as uncharacterized. Lineage: Eukaryota; Fungi; Ascomycota; Eurotiomycetes; Chaetothyriales; Herpotrichiellaceae. The record is from RefSeq and is a predicted model, not a curated record. Bases 1 to 2265 code for a protein of 754 amino acids. The transcript is spliced from 2 exons.
AUGUUGAGCCGUCGCACUGUGAGCGACCAGCCUCGCAACUGGUCUCGUGAAUCUGGCAGUUCCCAAGAAGAAUACAUUGUCUAUGUUGGCAACCGCGUCACUCAGCCUGAGAGACAGCCUGUCAAUGCACCUUCCGACAAUCUGGCUCAAAAGAACAAGGGGUUUGCACGAUUUUUGCAGAAGCACUCGUCGCCCACUCACCAGCGUGUUACAGCUGGAGGUCGGAUCGUGCCCAUGGAGCAGCGACCGCGCCCUCCCGUCUUCAGCUUGCCUCCGAACGAGACCACCACCCUCGAUCUCCCGCAUGAGAAAGCAACUGAUGAGGCACAUGAUCUCUGCCAGAAAGAGGUUGAGGACAAAGGCAGUAGCGACGUCCAGGCCACUUUUGGCACAAUCGUCCAACCUCAUUUCCACUCAGUCGCAGAGACCUUGGAUGGCAAACCUGGCCCUGGACUCGGUGCUGGAUUGGAUCUUCAAAUCCUACCUUCACCAGAUCCUCUUUCUCCUCUUUCCCCCAACCCAACCCAGCCAAGUGGGUUUCCUCUCUUGCAAGCGCCUUCGAUGUUUUCUGGUCAAUCAUUUGAUGCAUAUGGCCUGCCGACCCCACCCCUGUACCCAGCACCGGUGAUGACAUUGAACUCAGUCAUGAACACCACUGGUGCACCAUAUUGCAUGCCGGGUUAUACGGUUACAGCCCACCCCUAUGCAGAGAUGUACGGAUUUGCCAAUGCCCAGCCAGUCGUUGACAAUCAGAAUUCCUACCUCUACUGCCAUCAAAUGCUGCUGAGUGCUGUGGCACGCUUCGAAGAGCUCGACAAGCAACUCAAGUCACUUGACCGCCACCGUGCCAUGACCAAACUGGAGCCCAAUCUGAAGGAGCAGCGCGUCAUGGUAGUUCAGCAGCGCGCCGAAGCAAAACAGACGAUCACUCACUGGGAGCGCUGUCUCGCCAACGCAACGCCUCUUGCCUUGGAGCCGCCUGGACUACAGCAGUCCAAAGUCCUGAAUGUUCAAGCCCCGGCCUAUGUUCCCCUUGCAUCUCCCGUCAAAUCCAUCAUGCCGAUGUCUGCAUCGACCAGCAAUGACCCCAAGGCCGAAAGCUUCCAUAGCAGCGUUCAUGUCAAUAAGGCAGCCCCGAAGCGAAUUCCAAUUGUGCCUCCCACAGCUCCGCCGCCCCCUCAAUGCCAGGCCUCUCCCCCGGCCGACCAUGAGAGCGUGAAAGCCACUGAGAGCAAGCCCGAAGUUGAUGAAUGGGGUGUUCGUAAAGGCCGGCCUCCACCACACAUUGAGAGGGAACAAACAAGAAUGCUUGAGGCCAUCCUUCGCGAAAAUAAAAAGUCCUCCCAGGGCUCUCAACCAAACUCAGCAUGCUCGGUCGCUCCGGUCAUUUCAGCUAGCUCAAGCUUCCACGCCAGGUCGAGCGAGAAUCUUCCACAACCUGUUCCGGAUGACGAUGACAUGGACAAUGCUGAGUGGCUGCGACCCAACCCAGGACGUGCACCUCCACUUGUGGAGGCAUAUUACGAGAGACAGCUUGACGCGAUGCGAUUGCCUGAGGGAUGGGUUGCUGACAUCGAGCUUCCUGACGGUAACGUCACCCGUGUUCCUGGCCGGAAUCUGCAACGCCCCCCAUCGUUCGAGAUGGAUGAGUUCGAGUCUCAGUACUGGACAAAGCGACCGGUGUUGACCAAAGAUGUCACGAAGAGGUUUGUGCGCCUCCAUGACAUGCGUCAUGUGCAGUCGUCAGACAUGGCACAUAGCACUGUGAGCUUCAGCAACCUCAGUUUCGACAGUGACACUCAGAUGAAGGAGACCACCAACGGACUCUUUUCCACGAAUAGCUCCCAGUCUUCGCGUCAGCACAAACCAUUGGCUCCAUUGCUUGUUGAGACAAGCCCCAAUGCAUUGGCAGUGAAGCAGACAUCGGCACUUGGUUCCCCUACUUGGACACAGUGGGCACACUCAAGCUCCCCAUGGGUGACUGAAGGAAAUUCAUGGCAAGAUGGAGAAUCAUCGUUGGACGCCCAUGCCAACAAGGGAUACUCAUCGGUGGCCGUGCAAAACGUGCAUGCAUUGGGUAGAUUGCCUCACAUGAUGGACGGAACUUGGGAUGGACAACGACGAUCUGCUAAGACGUUGCUUACCGCGGCCGGCAAGCUUCGAAGCCCCACGCUGGUUCACAGACCAAGUCCAACUGGUGGUGUUUGGUAUGGACCACAUUCCCGUGGGGUCGGCAACAAUGAUACCAACAUUGAGAGCAACUAAGUGAGAGUCGUCUGAGACCAGAAGGUAGGCACACAAAGAGCCAAUGUUGGACAGUGGUGUCGUCAAAACAGAAUGAUUGUCUUUUUCCGCGCGCAGGGCCAGAGUUGUUGGUCAACAGGGAGGAGUUGGUUCAGUAUCAGGGGCGACAUUGGACGGCAUUGGUCCUGGAGAGUCAAGUUGGAGACGCGGUUGGUAUGAACGGUUGUAUGGGGCUUUCCGAAUAUUGCAAGCCAGCAUGUCAUGUGGAAUCACCACGUGAG